AUGAUAAGAAAUGAGCCUCAAUCCAAUCUUACAUCCUUCCAAGAAGAAGAGAUCGAAGAGCAGUUCACAACAUGGUGGAGAGGCCCAGACGACCCAGAUGCAGUGGCGUACGCAUCUCGAAAAGGAAUCAGUUUCUACGAAGUGGAUAAUAGUGACGGGGACAACGACACCAUCCUUGAACUGGGAGGUGCCACGCCCAUCGACAUCGGCCCAUUGAACUCUAGACAAUUCUCUCCAGACAAAUUUCGAGCAGCGAAUCUAGCCUCCGAUGCCGAAGAGCGUGCUCGCCACGGUGCUGAUCAUCAGUUAACAACUGGACAAGAUAUUGUCCAACGCCGCAAUUGGGAGACUGCGCCCCCCGGGGAGAAACUUCGAACUCGUCGUGCUUGGUUCAAGAUGUAUUCUGAUUAUUUGGCUGCAGUUAAAAAGCAAAUCGGGAAGCUGAAAGCACGACUGACGCUGAAUCCUGGCUAGGGAAAGAUCAAAAUGAGCUUGAUGAGCUUAAGGAAGAUGUCGAGGAACUGCAGACGGCUAUCGAUCAAUCCAAUGUGGUGGAGGAGCUGGUCUUGAGUGAAGUUGUCCCAGGGUGGGAUUGGCGAGAAGGAUAUGAAGAGCAGCCAAGGCACUAGAACUUAGUCAUCACAGCCGAGUGCUCUUUGAAAUCUUCUCCCCACGCUCUUGGGGUUUAUAGUGUGCCGAUUGCUCGUGGGCAGAUGACACCUAAUGACUGGCUCCCAGGAGAUCAAGUGUGGGGAUAGGUCGCCGUAGAUCAAGCACUCGAACACAAGAUUUAGAACAAUUUAAC
Mollisia scopiformis is the source of this 805-nucleotide messenger RNA. RefSeq lists its product as uncharacterized. Lineage: Eukaryota; Fungi; Ascomycota; Leotiomycetes; Helotiales; Mollisiaceae. The record is from RefSeq and is a predicted model, not a curated record. Bases 1 to 474 code for a protein of 157 amino acids. The transcript is spliced from 2 exons.